Molecule: messenger RNA, 3271 nt
Organism: Tribolium castaneum (red flour beetle)
Lineage: Eukaryota; Metazoa; Arthropoda; Insecta; Coleoptera; Tenebrionidae
Product: fatty acyl-CoA reductase 1
Exons: 5
Coding region: 119-1018 (299 amino acids)
Biological process (GO): long-chain fatty-acyl-CoA metabolic process
Cellular component (GO): peroxisome
Molecular function (GO): alcohol-forming very long-chain fatty acyl-CoA reductase (NADP+) activity
Source: RefSeq, a predicted model, not a curated record
GGUUUAAUUGGGUCAAUUUCAAGUACCCCAUACCACAUAUAAAUACGCAACACAAACCGGUUGACCAUAUUGUAAGGUUAAUCUCGAAAAGCACUCCUUACAAUCAAACAUUCGCACCAUGUCUCCCAUCCAAGACUUUUACUCUCAGCAGACGAUUUUUCUAACCGGAGCCUCCGGUUUUCUUGGCAAACUCAUCAUCGAAAAAAUACUCCGGACAUGUCCCGACAUCCAAAAAUUCUACAUCCUGCUCCGGCCCAAGCACGACCGAGCUUUGGAGCAGCGCUUCAACGACAUCUUCUCAAACAGCUGUUUUGAGCCACUGAAGGCGGAGAAUAAAGACUUUGCGAAGAAAAUCCACAUUCUGAGUGGUGACUGCAGCCAGCCAAUGCUGGGGAUGAGUCCGGAGGCGCAGGCCAUCGUCAAGCGGGAAGUAACGUGUGUUAUCCACGCUGCUGCAAAUGUUCGGUUCGAUGUUGACCUCAAAACGGCCGUUUUUACCAACGUGAGGUCGGUGAGAGACCUCAUGGAUAUGAUGAAGGAGAUGGAAAAUUUGCGAGCUUUCGUUUAUGUGUCGACAGCGUUUUCGCAUUGUCAUAGGGAUAAGAUCGACGAGGUGUUUUACGACGUGGAUGUUAAGCCGGAAAAAUUGCUACAGAUUAUGGAAGUUAUGGACGAUCGAACUUUGGAAGUUGUUACGCCGCACCUCUUGGGUGAGUGGCCCAACACCUACGUUUACACGAAAGCAGUAGCAGAAGAAUUAAUUCGAUCCUACAAACAAGUACUUCCAGUGGCAAUCGUACGUCCUGCCGUUGUUAUCUCCACAUGUGAUGACCCUCUCCCUGGCUGGAUUAACAAUUUUCAAGGCGUGGUUGGGGUAGUAGUUGGGGUAUGUUUGGGUGUCUUGAGGACUCUUCACUUGAAUAAAAACCUUCCUGCUAGAGUGGUUCCUGCUGAUUACGUCGUCAAUAACAUCCUAGCAGCGGCCUGGAAUGUAGAACAAACAAAAAACAAAGAGUAAACAUUUUUGAAUUUGUUUUCAUGGUAUUGUGGCUAACGUACUAUACAGAGUGGAAUUUUUAACUGGAAUAUACUUUAUAACUUUGAUUAAGGUGAUUUUGGUGGAAAUUCCCAAAACUGGUCAAUUUUUAUUUUUCCUUGCCUACUAUUUGGUGCAUAUGGUUUUUGUUUAUCUGUGGUCAAAAAUGCACAGCCACCUCUAACUUUUUUUUUCAAAUGUAAUGGUAAGUCAAGUGACACCUCGUAUGAAAGCUCUUUUCGCAAGCAACACAACGCACUAUUUGUUUUUUUAAUUUUUUCAAAGCCUACGUGAUAAAAAAAUAAAAACCAAUUUUAUAAGUUGAACAUUAUUUAAUGCAACAAUUGUUCAAAAUGGCCUAAUUUCAACUUAUAAAAAUUGGUUUUCAUUUUUUUAUCGGGUAGGCUUUAGAAAUAUUUAAAAAAACAAAGAGUGCGUUGUAUUCCCUGCAAAGUGAUCUUUCACAUAAGGUGACACUUGACAUACCGUUACAUUUGAAAAAAAAGUUAGAGGUGGCUCUACAGUUUUGACAGCAGAUAAAUAAAAAUCAUAUCCAGCAAAUGAUUGUCAAGAAAAAACAAAAAGCGACCUGUUUCUGAAAUUUUUACAUUGCCUAUGUCCAAAUUAUGAAUUUUAUUCCAGUUAAAAAUUCCACACUGUUAAUGCGACUUGAAAUUUAUCUUUUUUUAUAUAAUAAACUAGCUAUUGAGCUUUACAAUAGUUUACAAAUUUGUUUAAUUGACUUGAGGUAAGAGCAACAUCCUGUUGUAAAGAAAUUAUUUUAUUUCAUGUUUUUCUUUAAAACUUCCUUUUCAUUUUUUUAUUUAAACACUCAUUUGAACGGCUUCUCUUCAAAUGUGGACGACCAUUCCCCAAAGAGUUCAAUCUUAAUUCACGCUGAAUUAGGGUCGAUGUCGAGACAGGGCCAGAGGCGAGUAUUAGAUAUAUACCGUGAGGAUGACAAAAACAACACCCAAAAGAACUUUAAUUGAUCAACUUUUAGUUAUUUCAAAGAUUAGACUUGAAAGCUUUUUUCUGAAAUCACCACUAGUAGCAGAAUUCUUUUUGCAAUUAUGUCUUGUAAAAUGAUAUCUUUUUUUUCUGAGGAUUUUGUAAAUAUUUACAACAGUUUUUUUAAGAUUGUUUUUUUUCAUUUUUUUAAAUUUAUUAGUAGGAAAAAUUUUUCAUUUUUUUAACACAACGAAGUAAGUAUUUAAUCUUAAUCUUAAUCUAUUACAUUUUUUAUACUUUAUUACUUUUCUAUAGAAGAACGAAAAAUCUAUUUUUUUUAAAUUGUCAGUGUCAAUAGUUAUUUUCGUUUUUGUCAUCCACCGAAUGCUCCUAACUUUGGCCACAACAGCGGCACGAAAUCGACCGAACCAUCCUCCGGGAUAAUUUACUGGAAUUGGUAUUAUUAAAUUUUAUGGAGCGGAUGCACAAUUUAUCUAAAAUAUUUUUGUAUUGAUGCAGUUGUAAAUAAAAGUAUACUUAGUAAAUGCAUCUACCUUGUAAGAUAGCGCUUUUCAUGUGGAAAGAGAGAACGAAACUUUUGAAUCAUUCAUUGUUCAGCUAAUCUCCGAAAGUCCCUUAAAUAAUAAAACCGCGCCGUUUUUUCACAAGCCCUUAAUCUGUGUAUUAAAAAACGCCAAAUCCCCUCUCUUGACUCUACGAGAAUCCUGCCAGGAUGUGUAAGGAUUUUAAUAUUUGGCAAGAUGUGUUCUUGUGUGAUAACGUAACUAUUUUAAGUAAACGAUUUCAUGUAUUUUUAUAUCAUUUAAUUGUUCUAAAAAUGUAUAUAAUGUAUAAAUAAUGUUGGCUGCGACGAAAAUGACCAAAUUUUGCUAUUAUAUAGCAUCACUAUUAUAGCUGUCUACUUGUAUAACCUUGAAUCUAAUGUUGUUAACUUUUAUUAUACUCUAUGUACUUCGACACUAACGCGUGAUUUAAGUACAGAUGACUAACUUACAGUUGAAUCACGUGGUGGUGCAGUUUUUCUAAAGUUGAGUUACUCGUUACUUUAGUAACAUAUAAAUACACCUAUUGUAUGUUAAACAAGACGAUGUUUUUAUAAUGUGAACAUUUUUAUGCUUUUAAAUAAGAAAAAACGUAAAUAUAUUUAUGCCACUGUGAAUACUUGGACUAAUUGUUGUAUGUAGUUGUUACUCUAAUGUGUUACUGUUUUGUAUUUUUAUUAUCAGAUUUAUUUCUACUUCAUUAAAUAAAGCGGAAUUAUUA